AUGUCAAACAUGCGCCCUUCUCGAAAUAUCCUCAAUGCAGUCGGAAACACACCUUGUGUCGAGCUGCACCAUGUGGAUCCGGAUGGAUGCGCCCGCAUUUUUGUAAAGCUCGAGGGCUUGAACCCGACAGGCUCUUAUAAAGACCGCAUGGCUAGAUCGGUCAUUGAAAAGGCUGAGCGACGUGGUGAAUUGAAACCAGGCAUGACUGUUGUUGAAGCGACCAGUGGCAGUACUGGCUCUUCACUUGCUUUUGUUUGCGCCAUCACGGGGUACAAGUUUUCUGUUGUAUCAUCAGAUGCGUUCGCAGAGGAAAAAUUGAAGACAAUAUCCACUUUUGGUGCGACCGUGGAUAUAGUCCAUAGCCCGAGCGGAAAAAUUACUCCCGAAUUGAUUCCUUCUAUGCACGAACGGGCCAAGGAGCUUUCGAAUGGGGAUGGUUUUUAUUAUGCAGAUCAGUUCAGUAACCCGAACUUUCUUGUUGGCUACGAAGGGUUGGGUCGUGAGAUGCUGGAGCAGAUUCUGGAGGGCAUCGAUGCUUUUUGCGGUGCUGUUGGAGGCGCAGGAAUGGCUAUGGGAGUCGCAAGGGUUUUGAAGAGACGCAGGCCCAAUGUCAUGUGGUUGUCUUGGAGCCCGCUUCGGCGCCUUUUCUUACUAAAGGACAUGGGGAACAUGACGCUAUAUGAUAGUGCCCUUGCAAUGGAAGAGUCUGAAAGUCGUACCAUAUCGAGGCGUCUUGCGAAGGAAGAAGGAAUUUUGGCAGGGACGUCCACGGGCCUCAAUGUAGUGACCGCUAUUGAAUUGGCAAGGAAGCUUGGACCUGGAAAAGUUGUAGUCACUGUUUCUUGUGAUACAGGUCUAAAAUAUGUCCGAGGCAAUUUGUAUAUUUCUUGA
This is a messenger RNA of Penicillium angulare, 891 nucleotides long. Its product is annotated as PLP-dependent cysteine synthase family protein. The transcript is spliced from 2 exons. The record is from RefSeq and is a predicted model, not a curated record. Lineage: Eukaryota; Fungi; Ascomycota; Eurotiomycetes; Eurotiales; Aspergillaceae. Gene Ontology annotation, biological process: L-cysteine biosynthetic process. Bases 1 to 891 code for a protein of 296 amino acids. Gene Ontology annotation, cellular component: cytoplasm.